Molecule: messenger RNA, 706 nt
Organism: Andrographis paniculata
Lineage: Eukaryota; Viridiplantae; Streptophyta; Magnoliopsida; Lamiales; Acanthaceae
Exons: 3
Coding region: 1-690 (229 amino acids)
Source: RefSeq, a predicted model, not a curated record
AUGGCAGGGUUGUGUGCAAGCCAUUCUGCUGUUCGUGUUCGUGUCCGUGUUCAUUCUCGGGCUCGUGUCCGGUCGCCUUUCCAUCCGUGCAAUGUCAAGGCUGCAACAGGUUCCAAAUUGGUCGAAGAGAAAUCCGAACUUUCAAAGAACUUUUUCUUCACAAAUAGCUUAACCGCGGAGGCUGAAGAAUCCGGGAACACCGUGAUGGUAGUGGUGGAUUCUACCUCCGAGUCUAAAGGAUCUCUCGAGUGGGCGCUUUCCCACGCCGUACAAACCCCCCGGGACACCAUUCUUCUUUUUCAUGUCGCCAAACAAGAUGGGAAAAGUAGGGUGGAAAUAAGGCAAAAGGCGUACGACAUUCUUCGAUCCACAAAAAACACAUGCCAAUUGAAAAGACCAGAGGUGAGAGUUGAGAUGGCCUACCGAGAAGGAAAGGAAAAGGGAGCAACCAUAGUCGAAGAGGCAAACCGGUUAGGCGUGUCAUUGCUAGUCUUGGGACACCGUAAACAAUCAUUCUUAAGGCUUGUCCAAACAAUUUGGACAAACAAAAAAUCUCGGAUCAACCGGGUUGUUGAUCAUUGCAUUCAAAAUGCUAAAUGCAUGACAAUUGCAGUUAGGCGAAAGAACUCGAAAUAUGGAGGGUACUUAAUCACCACAAAACGACACAAGAAUUUUUGGCUUUUAGCCUAGCAAUCUCCGCGCGCGC